UGAAGAAUUUGAAAGUUCGAUGGGUUUGUGGGAUGUCGUCUUGUCAUACAAUGAGUUGGACGGUGCAAUACCAACUAAUAAAGCUUUCAUGAAUGCCUCAUUAGAAGGUAAUAAAGGUCUUUGUGGCAAUGUAACAGGAUUCCAACCUUGCGAAAGGCUAUUCUCUAUGGUGAAGAAGCACUCAAUGACGAAGGAACAUAAACUCAUCCUCAUCACUGUACUUCCUAUUCUGGGAGCACUAGCGCUUCUCUGUGGUUUUGUUGGUGCUCUCCUUAUGCGUGACAAAAGAAGCAGAGUUAGAGACGUUGAAAGACGAGAUUCCAUUGACAAAGAUGAUGGUUUGCUUUCGAUAUCCAUGGUACAUGGAAGCUCGUUAUACUGGGAUAUCUCAAAAGCCACAGAGGAGUUUGAUGCAACAUUUUGCAUUGGGCAAGGAGGGUUCGGAAGUGUUUACAAGGUAAACCUUCCAUCAUUGGGGAAUGUAGCUGUGAAGCGACUUCAUUCCUCAUUUGAGAGUAAGCAUCGCAAAAGCUUCAUGAAUGGAGUAAGAGCGUUGACAGGGAUUAAGCAUCGGAGCAUUGUGAGACUCUUUGGCUUUAGUUCGAAUGCUCAACACUCGUUCUUGGUUUAUGAGUACGUGGAGAGGGGGAGUUUGUCUAGUAUUUUGAGCAACGAAGUAGAGUCCAAGAAAUUGGAUUGGCUUAAAAGGCUGAAUAUCAUCAAAGGCGUUGCUUUUGCUUUAUCCUCAAAUUUAAACGCGUCUCUUCAUAAUUAA
Molecule: messenger RNA, 775 nt
Organism: Lycium barbarum (goji berry)
Lineage: Eukaryota; Viridiplantae; Streptophyta; Magnoliopsida; Solanales; Solanaceae
Product: MDIS1-interacting receptor like kinase 2-like
Exons: 1
Coding region: 20-775 (251 amino acids)
Biological process (GO): protein phosphorylation
Molecular function (GO): ATP binding; protein kinase activity
Source: RefSeq, a predicted model, not a curated record